AAAAGUAUCUCCGAGUCUCAGGCUGAUAGUAAUAUCUUUACCGUCCUUCAAGGAACCCACGAUAGGGUAGCUGGCUCCUUAUAAGCCCGACACAAUGUCUCCUAGCAAGUCAGAAAAAAAUUGAACAUGUCUACCCAGCCAAGUGAAAUUCAAGGGAUGAACGCCGCAAAAGAAGAUAUUUCCUCCGCUAUACGGUCUUUCCUCUCGAGGUGCUCGAUUCCAUAUCGAAAAGUGCCUAUGGAUCUACCGUUUCUGGAAUUAUGCUACAAUGAAGCAGCCAAACGAGGGUACACUGUGGAAGGCUCUGACCCACUGAAACCUUUUAUUCCAGCAGGGGUGACCAUAGCCAUUACUAGUUACGCCCACCUGAGAGACACCUCUGUUCAAGUCUGGAUGGCCCUAUAUACAGCCUGCGCAAUUUACUGCGAAGACAUUCACCAGAAGGACACUACUGCUAUGGCUGUGUUCUUUGAACGACUCAUGCGUGGUAAACCACAAGAGGAUCGUACGCUGGAUGCCUUUGCAGAUCUCAUACUCGAGACUUCGCGCCAUUUUCCUAGAAUAACAGCCAAUUUUAUGGUGUCGUCGACGCUGAAUUUCGUCAAUGCACUGCUGUUGGAAGACCAAACCCAAGGCCUGAAGUUUUCCACUCACGCGAGUAAUUAUCCUGCAUUCAGUAGAAUCAUGUCCGGUUUAUCUGAGCUCUACGCUCUUGCCAUAUUUCCAAGCAUGGAGACACCUCUAGAAUCUUUUAUACAAGCUCUUCCCACCUUGAUGGCGUUUAUCGUCAAUGUCAAUGACAUUCUCUCAUUUUAUAAAGAAGAACUAUACGGAGAAACUGUCAACCAAAUAUCCCUGUUGGCACUCUGCCGUGACCGGAGCAAAAGCCACGCAUUUCAUUCUCUUAUUCACGAAACAGUUGAGGCUCAUGAAAAGAUUAUACGCAUUCUGGAGCCAGACAGGGAAGCAUUGGAUGCUUAUAAAGAGUUUGCUCGUGGUUAUGUAGAGUUCCACGUUAGUCUGGACAGCAGGUAUCGCCUGAACGAGCUUGAAUUUCAACCGGUCUUGUCCAUUCUUUAGAUUCAUUCGAAUAUCUUGCGUGUAGUCACUAGCAUUGUAACCAAGUCCGAAUCGUCGUUCUCCCUUCUUCGUACCCGCGCCGUAUCGACAUCAGUACGUUAAACUAGGAAAACAACAUUCAGCAUGUGGAAAGGAUGAUUUUCUCUCGCUCGCAGAUGAGGAUAGACGCCGCAAAAUUUCUGCAAAACAAACAGAACCAUUUAUAUUUUGGCUUCUUCUAAAAUCACAGGAGAAUC
This is a messenger RNA of Lentinula edodes (shiitake mushroom), 1316 nucleotides long. RefSeq names its product Trichodiene synthase-domain-containing protein. The coding region runs from base 127 to 1080 and encodes 317 amino acids. Gene Ontology annotation, molecular function: carbon-oxygen lyase activity, acting on phosphates. NCBI's taxonomy places the organism in Eukaryota, Fungi, Basidiomycota, Agaricomycetes, Agaricales, Omphalotaceae. The transcript is spliced from 4 exons. The record is from RefSeq and is a predicted model, not a curated record.